This is a messenger RNA of Haemonchus placei, 609 nucleotides long. Lineage: Eukaryota; Metazoa; Nematoda; Chromadorea; Rhabditida; Trichostrongylidae. The record is from the annotation of a GenBank genome assembly.
AUGGCUACUGUGUUCAGGUGUGAAGCAAGAAAGGACGGAGAAGUACAACCAAUCACAUGGGCUCGAUUUUUCCGAACCAAAGAGAAAAAGGCAGUAGCGGCUCGAUUGGAUCAUGAUAAUCGCCGAGCUCGCCUAGUAUUCGGAAAUGCGACAGCUUCUCAGGCAGGAAAGUACCGUUGUGAAAUUCGGACAGAAGAUGGCGAAUUGGUCUUCGGUAAUAUGUUCGCCUACUCUCGUCCUGUUGUUCUUACUAACUCGUCCGACCCUAUGGAAGUAUCACCGUCAGACCCGACGCUCGUCACCUCAAAACCGUUGUCUCUCUCUAAAGAGUCCAAUGCGACAUUAGUUUGUCCAGUGCAUGGAUAUCCAAAUCCUUACAUCGUCUGGUACAAGGAUGGAUUCCCACUAGCACCCUCAGCGCGAGUCAAUUUCCAUAAGAAUAUUGUUGAAAUCUUCGGGUUAGAGGAGACUGAUGCUGGCAUGUACCGAUGUGUAGCGUCGAAUCAGUUCCCCAUUUAUGUGGAUGGACCAGAACAGGAGUUUGAGGUGAAGUUCGACCGCGAGCUGAAAGUUGGUGGUGAGUUUGACUUCAUUACUCCCUUUUAUUGA